Molecule: messenger RNA, 1839 nt
Organism: Vanrija pseudolonga
Lineage: Eukaryota; Fungi; Basidiomycota; Tremellomycetes; Trichosporonales; Trichosporonaceae
Exons: 4
Coding region: 427-1530 (367 amino acids)
Source: RefSeq, a predicted model, not a curated record
UGCUGCUUUCAGUCGUGAGUCUAAUCUCGCCGCCUGCGCCGCCGCCUUCGCCGGACCUUGCCUCUUUGCCACCGUUUCUUGUCGCGUCGUCGUCGUCGUCGGUCGUCACUGUUGUCAUUGUUCCCCUCAAGCCACCCACCCACCACACGGCACGCACACACCCCACUCCUCAACAUUUUAUUCUCGCAACGACCACCUCGCACACCCCACUCUUCUCAAUCAGUAACAACAACAACACACAACACGCCUUAGCCCUUCCGUCGUCACCACGGCGCCUCCCACUUCCCACCCCCCUCUCACACCCCGCACACACGCCCCCACCCCCCUUUGGGCGCACUCCUCCAACAUAAAUACCACACUGCAGCGCGGGGUCCGCACGACCUUACCCCACCUCUCUUCCCUACUCCCAAAUACACCACCACCACCAUGGGCUCGCACUCAAACUUAUCCACGUCCGAGAGCUCGUCUCGCCCCUUAACCCCACUCCCGGCCUACCGCCCAGCCUCGUGCCCAGCCCCGACGGCCCCGACCCCGACGCGCAUCACUGCCAACGGACCCCUUUCCCCAGCUAGGGGGCCCACCGUCGCCGCGUCACAUGUCGUCGCUGUCGGGCGCGGGUACGGCCUCCAGGUCAUGGUCGACGCUCAAGAGUUUACGCCUGAGACGCCGGCGCUCACGCUGGGUAACUCGAGCUCGUCGCCCUCUCAUGAGGGGCUCGCCUCUGGCAGCGAGCACGAGUCGGGGGACGAUGGUGCUGCCGCCUCGUGUGUUGACUCGGCCACCUCUAUCCCCGAGCCAGUAGCACAAGUCCUCCAGCAGGCCCAGUACCUCCGCAAGCACCGCCGGAAUCGCCGCAAGCCCAUGGUCCAGCGCCUCUCUGGCCCAGCGGUCACGGCCAACCCUCCUGCCCCGGCCGUGGCCCCAACGCCUUCUCGCAUCGUUCAGCAGCACCAACACCAGCAGGCCCCGCGUCGUAGGAUCCUCCUCACUAGCGAGCAGCAGAACAUUUGGAUUGCCAAGGGCAGGUGCACCUACAACCCUGUCGGCACCUGCGCCGAGGAGACGAUCAACGGCUCGGCCUUUUGUGCCAUUCACUCGUGCCGCGCCCGGAAUGCCGACGGCGAGCUCUGCCUCAACCUCGUCGUAGACCCAGCUCAGUCGCGUUACUGCCACACGGGCUACCACACCGAGACUGAGCGUCAUCACCAUGUCACGGCCCUCGUGCGCAGGCACCAAGAGCACAACUUCCUCGAGGCAAAAGCCCGACAGGAAGACUUUGAAAAUGGGGUCGCUUUCUUCGACGCCAACUUCUUGUCGUCGGGCGCCAGCUCGCGCGCGAGCACUUCGCCGAGCCAAUCAUUCAUCGGCCUCUCAGACUUAGGCGGCCAGUAUCACACGGCCCCAACUACCCCGACCCGCAGCCACGCUCAGCUCGAACCCCGAUGGGGCGCACACAAUGACGACAAGUGGUGGGUCGGCGAGUGGACCCUCCGCUCGACCUACGCCACUGCCCACAACACGCCUCAUUGAGCCGAGCCGACAACUCUGCUCGCCCCGUCACGCUCCAUUCGCCUCCUCCUUCGGUUGUAUUCGCGACGCUCUCCACUUGGACGAGCAGCACACGCACUCGCGCACACGUACGCGCACCUUCCCCCUGUAGUAUCACCCCAUUAAUAAUCGCCACUAGCCCUGGCACCGGACACUGCACUAUAUAGCCUGCACCAUAGCCUGUAAGAGUACACACAACCGCCACACGCCUCCCGUGUUCAUGUUUAACACCACCACCACCAUAUGAUUGUAGUCUGUGAAAGAGACAAAACGCAUGCAGUAGUUCCCAUG